AUGAAUCCAGAAAAGCUAGCAAAACUCCAAUCUCAAGUUCGUAUUGGCGGUAAAGGAACUCCUCGCCGUAAGGUCAAAAAGGUUUACAAGACUGCUAAUGAUGAUAAAAAGCUUCAGUCCACGCUUAAAAAACUCAGUGUUCAAAAUAUUCCUAAUAUCGAAGAAGUGAAUAUGUUUAGGGAAGAUGGCAUGCAAGCAUCUGUUCAUGCAAACACCUUUGCCAUCUACGGUACAGGCGAAGAGAAAGAACUCACUGAACUUGUACCGGGUAUUUUAAAUCAAUUGGGUCCAGACUCGCUUGCAUCCCUUCGUAAGCUGGCGGAAUCUUAUCAGCAAUUUAGUGCUGGAUCUCAAGGGGUAUCAACUGAGACAGGAGAGGACGAUGAUAUUCCAGAACUGGUCGAGAAUUUUGAGGCCACAAGCGAAAAGAAGGAUGAGGAAGAGGCCACAGCAUCUUCGUCAGAAGCAAAAAUUACGGAUAUGGUUGACUAA
Molecule: messenger RNA, 492 nt
Organism: Acaulospora morrowiae
Lineage: Eukaryota; Fungi; Glomeromycota; Glomeromycetes; Diversisporales; Acaulosporaceae
Source: the annotation of a GenBank genome assembly